AUGGGCGCUGAUCCACCUCCGGAACCCACAGUGACAGUCACAGAAAAGUCGUCCACAUUCUCGCCUGUCAACAUACAAAUCCGCGACCUGGGAGUCACGCUGCAAUGGACACCUAAUCACAUUCACAGAUUGACUCGAUUUCUGACGGGCAAAUCUAAACCACAAGUUCAACACUCAAAGGUCACCCUAGAUGGCCUGUCCGUCGACAUCGGCGCAGGAUCGCUCACUGCCAUUGUCGGCGGCAGUGGAUCCGGCAAAACCACUCUCCUGACCGCGAUCUCGCGACGUCACCCAAACGCGACUACAGAAGUGAGCGGCAGUAUAACUUACAACUCGAGUCCUUUGGACUUCAGCAGCAACAGUCACAGUGAAGGCCCAGAUGUCGCCUACGCUGUACAGGACGAUGUGCUGAUUCCGCAAUUGACCGUCAGAGAGACGUUGUUGUAUGCUGCGAAACUUCGCCUGACUGCUUCCACAGAUGCCGCGCAGCGUGAGCAGCGAGUGGAACAAGUGAUUCAAGACCUUGGACUGGCAGGGUGUGCACAUACCCGGAUUGGAGAUGCCGUCCACAAAGGUUGUAGCGGAGGUGAACAGCGUCGAACCAGUAUAGCAGUGCAAAUGCUCACCGACAGCCCCGUAUUGGUCCUCGACGAGCCCACUACUGGCCUUGAUGCCUCGUCAGCACUACAAGUGGUGAGGAUAUUGAAGUCAUUGGCUAUCCGAGGCAAAACAGUUGUGAUGACAAUUCAUCAACCUCGCUCUGAUAUCUGGCCAUUGCUCGACAAUCUCAUAGUUCUUUCGCAGGGCAGACCAGUAUAUGCUGGUAAUGCAAAGGCGUGUCCAGCAUAUCUGGAAACCCUUGGUCAUCCGAUUCCCGAGCACUUUAAUCCUUUUGAGCAUAUCAUUGGACUUUCGUCCAUCGACAGCAGAUCUCCAGAACGGGAGGUCGAUUCGCAAGCUCAGCUGGCAAUGCUACGAACAGCAUGGGCGGCUAAGUCUGCUCAGAUAUAUGCCGUCAAGCAAUCUGACCACUCAGCCACACAAACGAACGGAGCAUCCUCGCCAAUCUUUACCAAGCCACUCCCUCGCCAGCGCUCGCGUUGCUCAGCUUUACAAAGAAUCCAGAUCUUGACACACAGGACUUGGAAGGUCACGUACCGCGAUCGUCUCGGCGCUACUGCAAGUAUAAUCGAAGCAAUCGUCUUGGGUCUGAUUACUGGCUGGACGUUUUUCCAAGUACCAAGCGACCUUUCUGGCAUUCGCACCAGAGAGGGAGCUCUAUGGGCAGCGACAACCAUGCAAAGCUACCUUGUUCUCAUCAUGGAAACCUACCGACUCACAAUCGAUAUCCAGGUCUUCGACAGAGAGCGCAAAGAAGCAGUGUCGUCCGCUGCCGCAUUCGUGGCCAGUCGAAGGCUUUCUCGUUUACUGCUCGAAGACAUCCCAGUGCCUUUCCUGUACUCAACUAUAUUCUACUUCAUGGCUGGCUUCCGUCACCAAGCUGAUCAGUAUCUGGUCUUCUUUGGAGUUGGGCUCCUGCUCCAUUUUGCCGCAGUCAACCUAGCAACCCUCUGUGUGGCCCUCAACCGUCACUUCAUGGUGGCGUCACUCAUCGCCAACUGCGCGUUCACCAUACAGUCCCUAGCUGGCGGCUUCUUCGUCAACACUGCUGAGAUCUCUGUCUGGCUUCGCUGGACGAAGUGGACUGCGUACACAUACUAUGGAUUUGGUGCCUUAUGUACGAACGAGUUUGCUGGCCAUUUCUACGACUGCCCAGUAUCAGAUGCGGACAAGACCUCAGCUGCUUGUAUCGAGUAUAAUGGCGAUUUUAUUCUCAAGUCGUUGGAUAUUCCCGCCAACUGGCUAUGGAAGCCGAUACUUGCACUUGUCGGACUCACUAUUUUGCUUGCCAUGCUGAGCAUACUUGUUCUGCACUGCAAGCAAGAGAUAAUACAGGUCUCCCGGCCAGCCGCAGAGAAUCAGAAGGCUCAGCAACUGUCAAUGGCCAGGAGCCGCCCACAGGACACCAAAAAGCGGUCAGUCAGCAUUGAGCUGCAAGACAUUUGCCUAGACCUGAAGCACGGACGAGGCUCCGAGAACGCGGUGUCUCAGCCAGUCAUCUGCAAUCUAUCGGCCAACUUCAAAGCUGGUUCGCUGAAUGCAAUUCUUGGCCCGUCGGGGAGUGGAAAGUCCACCUUACUGAACUUCAUGGCGAAGAGAUCGCUUGACAGAACUCAGCAAUUACACCACCGGGACGGUCGCAUGUUGUUGAACGGCGCCGAGGUCACCAAUGCUGUCCUUCGAUCUGUGUCAGCGUACGUACCCCAGGAUGACGCAGGACUCCUAGCUCUAUUGACGGUGCGUGAGACGCUUCGCUUUGCCGCCAAAAUGCGACUGCCCGCUCACCUGACGAAAACCCAGCAGUGCGAACGUGUCGAGUCGCUGAUCUCGGAUCUGGGUCUCAAAGCUUGCGCUGACACCGUUGUCGGCAGUGAGCUCAUCUUAGCUGAUCCAUUGGUCUUAAUGCUCGAUGAGCCCACUUCCGGGCUUGACAGUGUCACUGCGUCGUCCAUCAUUGACGUACUGGAGACCCUCGCGACUCAAGGCUGUACCAUCAUAUUUGCUCUGCAUCAGCCCCAAUCUGAAUGGCUGUCCCGGUUUGACACUACGCUGCUCCUGAGCAAAGGCGGAAAAGUUGCUUACUCAGGUGCCACUGAUCAGAUGCUGGAACAUUUUACCGACUUUGGCCUCACAUGCCCACGGUACCAAAACCCAGCCGACUUUGCGCUAGACAUUGUUACACAUUAUUCGUUACCUGCGACGGCGAUGCGACGAGGCCACGAGUCGCUCGCGUCCAACAGGAAAUCUGCAACGAUCACAGCAUGGCAGGAAGGCUGUUACACACCUGCCCUGCUUGAUCCCAGCUCGUUCUCGACUGAUUCAGCGCCAGCGAUAUCUCAAGCGGCUCAACUCGGUGCUUAUGCCAGACAGCCACUUUCCAUCACGAAAGCGCUUCCGCUCCUUUUCCACCGAUCUAUCACCUCGCUCCGUCGCCAACCAACAAUUGCGCUAGGUCGCACCUUCCAGAUCAUGGGACUGGCAUUCACGAACCUCAUCUUCUUCGCACCGCUCCAGAACGACUAUUUCUCCGUACAGUCCCGCGUGGGUGUCAUACAGACAGGCGCAGCGAGCCUUUUCGUUGGCAUGCUCAACGCGAUCGCAUUCUUCCCACCAGACCAAUCUCUCUUCUACCGGGAAGAGAUCGACAAUCUUUACUCCCCAGAAUCCUUCUUCAUAAGCUAUACCCUCGUCGAGCUCCCGUCGGAGAUUGUUGGCGCUUUGCUUUUCGCAAUACUUAGCGUCUUCGGCAUAGGCAUGCCUCACACAGUGGAACUGUUCUUCGCCAUGACGCUCGGCGCUUUCUGCGUGGUCAGCUGUGGUGAGAGCAUCGGCAUUGCACUCAUGACCUUCAUCUCCCAUCCUGGUCUUGCUGUCACGGCUUCUUGCGUCUUGGUCUCCACCUUGACCAAUCUUGCUGGCGUGAUUGCAAUAACCCUUCCAGGGGGCCUCAAGCAGCUGAGCUACGCCAGUCCGUUGAAAUGGAUGCUGGGCGGGAUCGCCCCCUAUGCUUUGCGUGGGGUGGAGUUCAGCUGUAAAGAGGAACAGCAUUUAGCGGACGGGAAGUGUCCCAUUGAAAAUGGGUCACAGGUGUUGGAGUUAUAUCAUCUGAAUGUCAAUCCGGGUGUCUAUCUUGGUGUGCUAUUUGGUGUCACCGUUGCAUACAGUACGCCUCCUGCGUGCACUGCAGUCGCUCUCCCUACAUCCUCAAUGCUCCAGCACGUCACUCCGAUCUACAACCAGAACAACAGCGAGCAGCCUCCUCUGUUCGAGAUCGCAAAAGACACAAUUCCCUUCGCUACCAACGGCAAGCUCUCUCCGCACAUUCACCACCACACGGCCACACCACAGCACCCUAAACCAGCUCCGCCACAAGCCCCGAACGGCCAAAAAAGCACGCCGACCCAUCUCACCCGCCAUGAUCAACCGCCCCGAGCUGAAAGGCGUAUGCUUAAAAGUCGGCAUUACGAAACCCAAGAAACCAAAUUCGGGCCAGCGAAAGACCGCUAA
Messenger RNA from Cyphellophora attinorum, 4128 nucleotides. Its product is annotated as putative ABC transporter ATP-binding protein/permease. Bases 1 to 4128 code for a protein of 1375 amino acids. Gene Ontology annotation, cellular component: membrane. The record is from RefSeq and is a predicted model, not a curated record. The transcript is spliced from 5 exons. Gene Ontology annotation, molecular function: ABC-type transporter activity; ATP binding; ATP hydrolysis activity. Lineage: Eukaryota; Fungi; Ascomycota; Eurotiomycetes; Chaetothyriales; Cyphellophoraceae.